Messenger RNA from Apaloderma vittatum (bar-tailed trogon), 1104 nucleotides. It is a transcript of the gene SUPT3H, whose product is annotated as suppressor of Ty 3 homolog (S. cerevisiae). The transcript is spliced from 10 exons. Lineage: Eukaryota; Metazoa; Chordata; Aves; Trogoniformes; Trogonidae. Gene Ontology annotation, biological process: transcription by RNA polymerase II. The annotation marks the transcript as partial. Gene Ontology annotation, molecular function: transcription coactivator activity. The record is from RefSeq and is a predicted model, not a curated record.
AUGGAUCGUUUCUUUCAUAUGGCUUCCUGCAAUCCCCCUUCGUCAUGUAACGCAGCCGUGGUAAUGAUUCAACAAGGCCUUCAGCUCCGGAAAUUAAGGCAUCGGGGCUUAUGGCAUCUUAAUGGCAACUCUGGGACAGUCGAUUCUGUACGGGUUCAGGAGCUAGAGCAUACCCUCCAGUUGGAUAGUUCUUUACAGCAAGCAGCUGAAGUUUCUCAGCUGAGAGGAGCUCGAGUCAUCUCUGCUGAAGAUCUCCUGUUCUUAAUGCGCAAAGAUAAGAAAAAGCUUAGAAGGCUACUUAAAUAUAUGUUUUUUCGAGACUACAAAUCUAAAAUUGUCAAGGGAAUAGAAGAAGAUGACCUCCUGGAAGACAAAUUCAGCAGUAACAACACCAACAAACGGCAGAAGCUUGCUCAAGACUUCCUCAACUCCAUUGACCAGACUGGAGAGCUCCUAGCCAUCUUUGAAGAUGAUGAGGUUGAUGACGUCAAGCAAGAGAGGAUGGAGAGAGCAGAAAGACAAACACGGAUGAUGGACUCGGCCCAGUACGCAGAAUUUUGUGAAAGCCGGCAGCUGAGUUUUUCAAAGAAAGCAUCCAAGUUUCGUGACUGGUUGGACUGUAGCAGUAUGGAAAUAAAGCCAAAUGCAGUUGCAAUGGAGAUUUUGGCCUAUUUAGCAUAUGAGACUGUGGCACAGUUGGUGGACUUGGCCCUUCUGGUUAAGCAGGACAUGAUUCCCAAAGCCGGUGACCCGUUCAGUCAUGCCAUAUCUGCCACCUUCAUACAAUGUCACAACUCUACUGAGCCACAUCUCUUAGGGCAAUCUACAAGUGUGAAGACCAGUCUUGACUCUCCUGAAAACACACCACCCCCUACACCCACCCCCCCAGCAUCAGUGGGACAGCAGCAUCUGGGGAAAACCCCAUCAGCAGCCCUGGGGAAUGGUGGAAUUGGGCAGGACUCUACCAAAUCCAAACAAAGGAAGAGAAAAAAGAGCACUGCAGCCUGUGGUAUAGAGGCUCAAAGCGAUGCCAUCCAGCCCAGCCACAUCAGAGAGGCCAUUCGACGCUACGGCCACAAGAUUGGCCCCCUUUCCCCAUUCACA